GGCCAAUCAGCACAAGCCACGGCAAGGUUUGGUGUUCCUUUAGCGACUGUGCCCAUUGCAUGUGUCGUGGUUCUAAAGGUGUACCGUCGGUUCUUGGGCACAACGCUGUUGGAAAUCAAGAGCGAGCAUGAAGGGUUUAUUAGUCGGUACAUUAGCGUGUACGUUAGUACUCACCGUGCGCGGGUUCUACUCCUCAAGCGACGACGUCGUGGAGCUCAACCCCUCCAACUUCAACCGCGAGGUUAUACAGAGUGACAGUUUGUGGCUGAUCGAGUUCUACGCGCCAUGGUGUGGUCACUGCCAGAGGCUGACGGAGGACUGGAAGAAAGUGGCCACCGCCUUAAAGGGAGUGGUGAAGGUGGGCGCGGUGGACGCCGACCAGCACAAGUCACUCGGCAGCCAGUACGGCAUCCGCGGCUUCCCCACCCUCAAGGUGUUUGGAGCCAAUAAGAACAAGCCUGAGGAUUACCAAGGUGCUCGCAGUAGCCAGGCCAUCAUCGACGGGGCCAUGAAUGCCGUGCGCUCUCUGGUGAAGGACCGGCUGGGUGGGAAAGCCGGAGGCUCCGACCAAGGCCGACAGAGCGGAGGUGGCAGCAGCGGCGGAGGCGGAGGCGGUGGAGGAGGAAGUAAGAAGGACGUUGUGGAGCUGACGGACGACAACUUCGACAGCCUGGUCCUGAACAGCGACGACGCUUGGCUGGUGGAGUUCUUCGCUCCCUGGUGUGGCCACUGCAAGAACCUGGAGCCGGAGUGGGCCGCUGCCGCCUCGGAGGUGAAGGAGCAGACCAAGGGGAAGGUCCGCCUGGGAGCCGUGGACGCCACCGUGCACCAGGGCCUGGCCAGCCGCUACGGGAUCCGGGGAUUCCCCACCAUAAAGAUCUUCCAGAAGGGCGAGGAGCCGGCGGACUACGAGGGUGGCCGGACCCGUUCCGACUUCGUGGCUCGAGCCCUGGACCUCUUCUCCGCCAACGCCCCCCCGCCGGAGCUGCUGGAGGUGUUAAACGAAGAGGUCCUGAAGACCACCUGUGAACACUACCAGCUGUGCAUCAUCGCUGUGCUCCCACAUAUUCUGGACACAGGUGCAUCUGGCAGGAACGCUUACCUGGACGUGAUGAUGAAAAUGGCUGACAAGUACAAAAAGAAGAUGUGGGGAUGGCUGUGGACGGAGGCCGGCGCUCAGAUGGACCUGGAGAGCGCCCUGGGCAUCGGUGGCUUCGGCUAUCCCGCCAUGGCCGCCAUCAACGCCCGCAAGAUGAAGUUCGCCCUGCUCAAAGGCUCCUUCAGCGACACCGGCAUCCACGAGUUCCUCAGGGACCUCUCGGUGGGGCGUGGCUCUACUGCGACCGUCGGGGGAGGGGUCCUGCCCAAAAUCUACGCUGUGGAGCCCUGGGACGGCAAGGAUGGAGAGCUGCCCGUGGAGGAUGACAUCGACCUGAGCGAUGUGGAGCUCGACGACCUGGAGAAGGACGAGUUGUGAGUCCGAUGGGGUCGACCGACGGGGUCAGGGGUCAGGGGUCAAGCCCCCCCGCCCCAUCCUGGCCGCACAGGCACCGUUUCAGCCCCCCCUCCCCUCCCAUUUCUCCUCUCCUGUGGAAGAGGGGAAACCUGGACCGCUUUAGGUUUUUUUUUUUUUGGGUUUUGUUUGUUUGUUUCUGAUUUUUUGAUUUUAUUUGUAUUUUUAUUUUAAGAACGAAAGAAGAUAAAUGCUCAAACAGCUUUGCUACCUUGUCUAGAAAGCAGGCGGGGCGUCCUAUGUGCCGUGGGGGAGGGGGCUUCGACAGUGUCCAGUGGACCGGUUGGCCACAGCGGGUAGACGGGACGUGCCCCCACCCCUCUGCACGGGCUGAGCCAGUCGAUCUGUCUGUGGGAAAAGAUUUCGGACACAUCCGGAGUCUCCGCCCACCCUCAAGACCUCUUCCCCCCCCCCCCCCCCCUUGUGAAAUUGAACUGACUGACGACAAUAUCGCGGUUUUUUUUGUUUGUUUGUUUUUUCUGUUCACAUCCUGCUGUGAUUUAGCCGAGAAGUACAAGUCAAUGUCAUCCGUGUGCUUUCGCUGAGGGAGGAGGUAAUAAUAAAAAUAAUUGGUAUUUGUCUUGUAUAUUAUUUUUUCAUACUCCGCUCUUAAUUUUGAAUGUGGGAAUAAAAUGUUUUUGGAAAAAAGAACAGAACAA
Messenger RNA from Conger conger (European conger), 2172 nucleotides. It is a transcript of the gene pdia6, whose product is annotated as protein disulfide isomerase family A, member 6. Gene Ontology annotation, biological process: response to endoplasmic reticulum stress. Gene Ontology annotation, cellular component: endoplasmic reticulum lumen. NCBI's taxonomy places the organism in Eukaryota, Metazoa, Chordata, Actinopteri, Anguilliformes, Congridae. Gene Ontology annotation, molecular function: protein disulfide isomerase activity; protein-disulfide reductase activity. The transcript has 13 exons. The coding region runs from base 128 to 1477 and encodes 449 amino acids. The record is from RefSeq and is a predicted model, not a curated record.